UUGACAGCUUAGGUGAUUAGACGAAACAGGUUAUCCAGGAAGGGCUCUUUUGGGCCCACAUGUUAAGCUUUCCUCAUUCCAGGGUUCCCAGCAUAGUCUCAGAUCAAUCUUCCAUGUCUGCAAAGGCUCAAAAUGAAGCAGACACUGAUGAGUCAGAUGUGUUGUCUCACCCUAGCUCAUCAACCCCAUACCAUAGGCCGAGCCACGGUGGAGUUCACCACCAUCACCAAGGUGCAUCCCGUCACCAUGGUGAGUCCCACCAUCAUGGCUUAUCCCAUCAUCGUGGUGGACCUCACCACCCUGAUGAAUUCCAAGACUUCCAUGGCAAUGUCUUCUCCCGCCAUGCCCACCGCUCCUAUCACUCCCCCAAUCAUGGUGAGUCCCACCAUCAUGGUGUAGACCACGGCUCCACAUCCCUUUCCCAGGAUCCUUCCCGUGACACUCUCAUCUCCCACCAAUCCUAUGGUGAGGACCACUUUGACAAUGAGCAUCACCAUGGUAGCAGGAAACACCAUGGGAGGUCCCGCCAACACAGGGAGCCCAGCCACCAUGGUGGGUUUCAUCACCACGCUGAGGUUCCCGACUAUAAUGGGCUCCAUCGCCAAAGUGAGGCUUACCACCAUAAGGACUCCACCCAAUCUAGUAGCCGCUCCCACCUCAGUGAGGCCUAUCAUCAUGGUGGGCACCACCACAGAAGGCCUACCUCCAUGAUGUCCUACCACCAUGGCCCACCUCACCACGGUGAACACCACCACAGGGAGCACCAGCUCAGGGAGCACCAGCACGGUGCACAUCCUCAUGAUUACCCCCACCGAGAUCAGCACCAUGGGGAGUACCGUCAUGGAAGCUCCCAACUCUUUGGCUCAUACACACCCCACACCGUGACCUUAGGCUCCCUCAGCUCUGCCUAUUCUCGUCCAGCGGUCUUCCAGCCCAGCAAGCCAGACCGAAAGAGCUCAGCCUUCAGCUUGGCUCGUUCCCUUAGUACAGUGAACUCACACCCCUCCGAGACCUCCAACAAAGUCUAUCCUCAGGACUCCUCCUCCAAAACCUCGGAAAGCUGCCCUGAAGAAGACGAGCACGUUCAGAAGCGCAAAGUUGGCCGAGCCCCACGGACCCACAAGAAGGUGCACUCUUCGGACUUCUUGUAUUGGUUGUGGGAAAAAUUAAGCCAGCUCAUUUGGGGUCUUCGGAGAAUGCUCAGGAAACUGGUUGACUCCCUGGCCUUUGAAACCUUCAUCAUCUUCAUCGUCUGCCUCAACACCAUCUUGCUUGUGGCUCAGACCUUCGCUGAAGUCGAGGUCCGGGGCGAGUGGUACUUCACGGCCUUGGACUACAUCUUCCUCUCCAUCUACAUGGUGGAAGCUGUGCUCAAAAUCAUUGCUCUGGGCCUCGCGUAUUUUUUGGACCCCUGGAACAACCUGGAUUUCUUAAUCAUGGUCAUGGGUAUGCUGGACUUCGUGCUCAUACAGGUCAACUCGUCCUCCACACGCGCAAUCCACAACCAAAGCGUCUUCCGCAUCUUCAGGGUCUUUAAGACCCUGCGAGCCUUGCGGGCGAUCCGAGUCCUUCGGAGGCUCAGAUUCCUGACCAACCUCCAGGAAGUGACCGGGACCCUGGCCCGGUCCUUGCCGUCCAUCACCGCCAUCCUCAUCCUCAUGUUUACCUGCCUCUUCCUGUUCUCUGUGGUGCUCCGGGCACUGUUCCGCUACUCUGACCCCAAACGCUUCCAGAACAUCUUCACCACCAUCUUCACGCUCUUCACCAUGCUCACCCUGGACGACUGGUCCCUCAUCUACCUGGACAGCCGGGCCCAGGGCGCCUGGUACAUCAUCCCCAUUCUCAUGAUCUAUAUCAUCAUCCAGUACUUCAUCUUCCUCAACCUGGUGAUUGCUGUCCUGGUGGAUAACUUCCAGAUGGCACUGCUCAAAGGCCUGGAGAAAGAGAAGCAGGAGAAGGCAGCUGAGCUCCAUGAAAAGCUGCUGGAUGACUCAGUGACGAAGCUCAUGGAAGCAGAGCCUAAAGAGGUGCUAAGUGAACACACUAUACAGAAGCAGCUCAUUGAGAAAAAGUUUGGAGCCAUGACUGAGAAGCAGCUGGAGACCCUGUUCCACUUCCUGCAGCUGGUGGCUGGCGUGGAGCAUUACCAGCUGAAGUUCCGCUCCCAGGCUGCUGUCAUCGAUGAGAUUGUGGACACCACAUUCGAGGCUGGAGAAGAGGACUUCAGGAAGUGACCCCCGGAGAGGCAGCCUGGGUCCAGACUUCAGCCUCUGGCUGGCUGUCCACCAAUUCCAGCCAAGUCCCCAUAUCCGCUGGAAAGAUCACUGGGCCUGCGGGGGUGGGGGGAGGUGGCCAACAGAGUUUUAAAACCCCA
This is a messenger RNA of Bubalus bubalis (water buffalo), 2374 nucleotides long. It is a transcript of the gene CATSPER1, whose product is annotated as cation channel sperm associated 1. Gene Ontology annotation, biological process: spermatogenesis; calcium ion transport; flagellated sperm motility. Bases 60 to 2234 code for a protein of 724 amino acids. The transcript is spliced from 12 exons. The record is from RefSeq and is a predicted model, not a curated record. NCBI's taxonomy places the organism in Eukaryota, Metazoa, Chordata, Mammalia, Artiodactyla, Bovidae. Gene Ontology annotation, cellular component: CatSper complex; membrane. Gene Ontology annotation, molecular function: calcium-activated cation channel activity; voltage-gated calcium channel activity.